Messenger RNA from Alligator sinensis (Chinese alligator), 2806 nucleotides. Its product is annotated as collagen alpha-1(XXIV) chain-like. NCBI's taxonomy places the organism in Eukaryota, Metazoa, Chordata, Crocodylia, Alligatoridae. The transcript has 28 exons. Bases 98 to 2758 code for a protein of 886 amino acids. The record is from RefSeq and is a predicted model, not a curated record.
CCGGGACCUGCUCAGCCGCUCCCCUGCCCGCAGGGGGCCUGGGGAGCCAGGGUGGCAGGGAGGACGGAAACUCUUCCUCCUCAUACUUGCAAUAUGCAUGGCUCUGGGUGCUGCACAAAUACCAGAACAAGGCAUAGAUGUUCUUCACCAGUUAGGUCUUGGGACAGAUGCACAACAUUCAUCUACAGUGACUACAGUGCCAUUAUCAUCUGCUCCAUUACCUCAGGGGGUUCGCCUAACAACAUCAGGAGUUCUUUUAACCAGUGAUGCCCACAUUGAAUCUCCCAUCACUCAAGUCAUACCAUCAAAUCUAGGGCAUCAGCUCACAAUACUGAUUGGGUUGCAUUCUUUCAGAGUCAAUAAUGCUUUUCUUUUCAGUAUUAGAAACAAAAAUAGACUAUGGUUUGGUAUACAGUUGCUACCAAGAAAGGUAGUGGUGUAUAUAGGGGGGAAGGCCUCAGUAUAUUUUGAUUACAGUGUUCAUGAUGAAAAAUGGCAUUCAUUUGCUAUUGACAUUAGAGACAAGACUGUCUCAUUGUUUGCUGAUUGCGGAAAGAAGUAUUACAGCAGGGAAACACUUUCUAAAGUGCAGGCAUUUGAUUUAGAUGGUUUGUUUACCUUGGGAAGGAUGAACUCUCAUUCUGUCAGUUUUGAAGGAGUAAUAUGUCAGUUGGAUAUUAUCCCUUCUGCACAAGCCUCUGCAAACUAUUGUAAAUAUGUGAAAAAACAAUGUCGUCAAGCUGAAACAUACCGAUCUCUGCCGGCAGUUCCCCACACAUCAGCUGAGGUCUACUUUCCAAGCAAACCAUCUGAUGAAAAAAGGGAGUCAGAACAUAUAUCAUCUUAUUUAAGAAAAAAAGCAUCACACCUUCCUGUUAACAAUACUGGAAUAGUCCAUACUCUACCAGAUCCCAAGAAGUCAACAAAUAUCUCUUCAACAGAACUUGCUAAAUCUGAACUCCUGCCCAUCGAAACUAGACCUAAAAUUAAUAUCCAAGAUAAUUUUAGUCUGCUAUUUCAUCAAAAAGACCUGGACAGAAAGAGGAAUGACACCAAAAAAAUGCCCAAAUUGCAUCCAAAUCUUUCAGACAAUGGCACAGAAAAUGCAGGCACAAACAAGGAGACCCCUCUGGUCUCUUCUGUAUAUCACAGUAAAAUGAAAAACACAGGAAAGGAUAACGAAGUGGAGCAGCAUUUAGAUGAACCUGUGGAAAUACAGCAAAUUUUAAACACAACUCUGUACAGGGAUAUUGUGGACUCAUCCUUGGAUAACCAGCUUAAUCCGUGGAGGGAAGAUGCAGUUGAUGCUGAUGAGUCUUAUAAUGCAGAAAAUAGUUAUGAUAUGGAUAUUGACAGUUAUGCUUAUGACUAUGACGAUCUUGAGAAACUGUUUGAAAUGGAAGAUGUGAGAGGCCCAAAAGGGGAAACUGGGCCUCCCGGUCUUCCAGGUCCUCCAGGUUUACCUGGGCCAUCAGGGAAGAGAGGUCCAAGGGGCGUUCCAGGUCCACAUGGUAAUCCAGGUUUGCCAGGGUUGCCUGGUCCAAAGGGCCCUAAAGGAGAUCCAGGAUUUUCCCCAGGACAAGCAAAACGUGGAGAAAAGGGUGACACGGGUCCAAUUGGUUUACUAGGUCCACCUGGUAACACAGGUGAGAAGGGUCCCAAAGGCUAUCCAGGACCACUGGGUCCACAGGGUGAGCAGGGAAUUCCAGGAAUGACUGGCAAUAAUGGAGCAGUUGGUUACCCUGGCAGGCAGGGUUUAGCCGGACCAGAAGGUAACCCAGGUCCUAAAGGUGUAAGAGGUUUCAUUGGAUCUCCAGGUGUAGCAGGACAGCCUGGACCUGAAGGAGAAAGGGGCAUUCCAGGGCUGCGUGGAAAAAGGGGUCCCAAAGGGAGACAGGGUUUUCCAGGUGAAUUUGGAAACAGAGGACCCCCUGGUCCAGAUGGGAGUCCUGGAAUUGUUGGUGGUGUAGGACCUCCUGGAUUUCCAGGGCUGAGGGGUGGCAUGGGGCCUGCGGGAUCUGGUGGACCUUCUGGAAUUCCUGGGCCAAUGGGGCUCCCAGGAAGUAUGGGACAACCCGGAAUGAAAGGUGAUAAGGGUGAACAAGGCAUUGCAGGAGAUCUGGGAGACCAGGGGUAUCCAGGAGACAAGGGUGCUGUUGGUUUGCCAGGACCACCGGGGAUCCGAGGAAAGCCUGGACAACUUGGGAAAACUGGAGAACCUGGACCUCAGGGCCCAUCGGGUCCUCCUGGGCCUGAGGGUUUUCCAGGAGACAUUGGUGUACCUGGACUAAAUGGUCCUGAAGGUCCCAAGGGACUUCUAGGUGACCGAGGGCCUCCAGGACCACCUGGACCCAAAGGAGUUGAGGGAGAAGAAGGGCCAGUUGGACCUAUUGGAGGAGCUGGACCAAGAGGAAGGUCAGGUCAGAAAGGAUAUGCGGGGGAAGCAGGACCAGAAGGCUUGAAGGGAGAACAAGGGGAUCAAGGAAGCCUUGGAAAAACUGGUGAAGCCGGAUCUGUGGGUUUACCUGGAGAAACUGGACCAGCUGGAAAUCCUGGUGAAAAGGGGGAGCGGGGCAGCCCAGGACCAGUGGGCCCUCCUGGAGAGAAAGGUGUCAUGGGCUAUUCAGGACCUCCCGGUGGCCCUGGGCCUGUAGGGCCACAAGGACUACCUGGUCCUUCAGGCGCAAGAGGACCUCCUGGGCCACAGGGACCUAAAGGAAGAAGAGUAAGUAACAUAUUGUUGUUAUAUCUAAAGUAGUGGUCAGUAUAUGAAUCUGAUUUCUGAAGCCCCUGCAUUGUUUCUUAU